Messenger RNA from Spizellomyces punctatus DAOM BR117, 1157 nucleotides. RefSeq lists its product as uncharacterized. Bases 39 to 929 code for a protein of 296 amino acids. The record is from RefSeq and is a predicted model, not a curated record. Gene Ontology annotation, molecular function: peroxidase activity. The transcript has a single exon. NCBI's taxonomy places the organism in Eukaryota, Fungi, Chytridiomycota, Chytridiomycetes, Spizellomycetales, Spizellomycetaceae.
AGAACCGUCAUCACAAGUACUCACAUUCAAUAGCAAACAUGUUGGCCUUGAAGAGCUUCGCCCUGUAUCUCAUUGCAAGUGCAGCGUCUGUUACCGCACUCCCUGCUGCCCUCCACCCCUUCCUCAAGCCUCCUGGCGCCUCUCGUGGACCAUGUCCCGGUCUUAACAUUCUGGCAAACCACGGAUUCUUACCCAGAGACGGCAAGGGUCUGACUCUUCCCAUUCUUCAGCAAGCGUUGUCGGACGCCUACAACUUUUCGCCAGACUUCACUGCAACCGUCUUUGCCAUCCAGUCCAACCCCGUAACUGGAAUCGCCGUACCCUUCGCCUUGGAGGAUCUGAAAAAGCACGUCCCAUUCGUUGUGGAGCAUGAUGCAUCCAUUUCGCGCAAUGACUUUGCUACAUCCCGCUCAGGUGACAACUACUCUUACAACCGCACCCUCUUCGCCAACUCUCUCCAAUACGUCAGGGAUUUGGGCUUUACUGAACUGAAUUCUACGGCCAUGGCCCACAUCCGUCAUCUUCGUGAGACCCAAUCUGAGAUGUACAAUCCUCAAUUCUCCUAUGGACGUCUCUCUGUCAACCCCGACGGCUCACUCGUCGUCGAUCCAUCCAUGCCGGAAUUCUUUGCUCUGGGUGAAGCCGCCUUUAUCCUUGACCUCUUCGGCUCCAACAACGGCCUGGCUGAUUCAGACACUAGCAUGGCGCAGAUUGCUUGGAUGUUCACGACGGAAAGCUUCCCAUCUGGAUACAAACCUCCCGCAGUCCAGGCCACCCUCACCACCGCUCUUGCACGCGCAGCCGAGAUCAAGGGACAGCUGGCUUCGCUGCCGCCAAUUCCAAAGGACGUUGCAGCAAAGUACUGGAACACGGAUUUCUCCAAGAAACUUGCUUUACAGCUCGGUGGCUCGCUGCUCGACAUGUCUUAAACGAUGAGAGUGAUUUCAGAUUCAUAGAUAGAGUAGAACUAGAUUCCCGCGAUACAACUAGAACUAAAAGUUUCGAGAUGGAGCAUGUGUAGCAAGGGUAAUGUUAUGCAAAAUAUGACCAGUGUUAUGGAGAUCAGCUAUAGAUCUUGGUAUUCUAAGUCUACACAUUUCAAGACUCAUACAAGGAGCUCUACAAUUAAUUGUACUAGUAAUAAGAUUGAUUGCACC